Molecule: messenger RNA, 5979 nt
Organism: Osmerus eperlanus (European smelt)
Lineage: Eukaryota; Metazoa; Chordata; Actinopteri; Osmeriformes; Osmeridae
Gene: kdm4c
Product: lysine (K)-specific demethylase 4C
Exons: 22
Coding region: 152-5104 (1650 amino acids)
Biological process (GO): chromatin remodeling; regulation of gene expression
Cellular component (GO): nucleus; chromatin
Molecular function (GO): histone H3K9 demethylase activity
Source: RefSeq, a predicted model, not a curated record
GCCCAAUAGUAGAAGAAGACACUUGCAGUGAACGAACCACUACCAGCUGUCAUGUGAAAACAGAUGUACGAUCAGCGCAACGGAUAAACAACAAUACGACAUUUUACCCAUUAUAACCAAGGCUGUAGCAGGUGAGGCAGGCAGAGCCAGGAUGGCGGGAGCAGAGGUGUAUACCCCUGCAAACCCCACCUGCAAGAUAAUGACUUUCCGGCCCACCAUGGAGGAGUUCAGGGACUUCAACCAGUACCUGGUGUACAUGGAGUCCCAAGGAGCACACCGCGCUGGCCUGGCCAAGGUGAUCCCUCCAAAGGGCUGGAAGCCGCGGCGUAGCUACGACGACAUUGACGACCUGAUGAUCCACGCCCCCAUCCAGCAGAUGGUGGCGGGCCAGUCGGGCCUCUUCACCCAGUACAACAUUCAGAAGAAAGCGCUGAGCGUGCAGGAGUUCAGGCGACUCGCUAACAGUGACAAAUACUGCACCCCUCGCUACUUGAACUAUGAGGACCUGGAGAGGAAGUACUGGAGGAACCUGACCUUUGUGUCGCCCAUAUAUGGAGCUGACGUCAGCGGCAGUCUCUACGAUGAGGACAUUGAGGAGUGGAACAUCGGCCACCUCAACUCCAUCCUGGAUGUGAUCGAGGAAGACUGUGGCGUUUCCAUCCAAGGGGUCAACACGCCCUACCUGUACUUCGGCAUGUGGAAGACCUCCUUCUCGUGGCACACGGAGGACAUGGACCUCUACAGCAUCAACUACCUGCACUUUGGCGAGCCCAAGUCUUGGUAUGCCAUCCCCCCUGAGCAUGGGAAGCGACUGGAACGUCUUGCCACAGGGUUCUUCCCCAACAGCUUCAAGGGCUGCGAGGCCUUCCUCCGUCACAAGAUGACCCUCAUCUCUCCCUCUGUCCUGAAGAAGUACGGCAUCCCCUUUGACAAGAUCACCCAGGAGGCGGGGGAGUUCAUGAUCACCUUCCCUUACGGCUACCACGCUGGCUUCAACCACGGCUUCAACUGCGCCGAGUCCACUAACUUUGCCAGCGUCCGCUGGAUCGACUACGGCAAGGUGGCCACGCAGUGCACCUGCAGUAAAGACAUGGUGAAGAUCUCCAUGGACCCCUUUGUCAAACGCUUCCAGCCCGACCGCUACCCCAUCUGGAAGCUGGGCAAAGACUCCGCCACCCUCGACCACACCCGCCCCACGCCGGGCUCCACCCCUGAGCUGCAGAGCUGGCUGCAGAGGCGCCACAGGGUCAAAGCGCCCGACAAGAGUAGCAACCUCCCUCACUCCCGUACGCGCUCCAAGCGCCUGCGGACCACAGAGGAGCCCCUAGCCCUGGAGGGUCCCUCGGUCCUCUCCAGCCGCAAGAGGGGCUUGCCGGGCCCCCUGGGGCCCAAAGUCCGGAGAGCCCUGGCCCAGACAGGCAGCAGUGCCAGGGAGGAAGAAGAAGAGGAGGAGGAGGAGGAAGAAGAGGAGGAUGAGGCGGAGGAGGAGAGCUCCUGUCUUAACCAGAAUCAGAACUCUCUCCAGUUCCCUGCAGGUCCAUGCAGACAGAUGUGCAUCGUCAAGGUGAACAGGAUGGAGAGCGACCUCCUGACUUUUCCCUACGCUGAGUUACCAGGUUCCCGUCGCCCCGACCCCUCCCCCUGUCCUACAGCUCCUUCCAGCAGAAAGGCUUUCUCAGGGCUGCCUCUCCCAUCCCCUCUGAACGAUCCCCAUCAGGACCCCUCGGGUUCAGAGGUCGUGGCAGGACCCCGAUGUGGGUCAGACUCAGAGACUGCCCCUACACAUGCCUGCUCAAAAAUGCCAGGACCCCAGGAUGGCAUUACUAAGCCUCUCCCUUUAGAAGCGGAACGCUCUCUACCUUUUCAGGAUGGCAGCAGUAGUAAAGCCGUGUGGUUGGGCUCUUCUCCCCCCCAAACGGGUUGUCCUGGUGGGCUGGAGAUGUUCACCAACCCACCUGUCUCUGAAGCUCUGACAACCAGAGACCCCCCCACCCUAACACCCACCACCUCCAGCACUGACGUGGGUAGGGGUCAAGGUACGGAGACGGACAUCUCGAACACUACAAACCCAGCGAGGACACAGCUCACCCGCCCGGCACGCCACAAUCACUCCGCCACAGAAGCACUUUACGACGUGAACCCAGACCCAGCGGAGAGCCAUCGUAGCUCCAGUUCAGUCUCGCUUCCUCCCGCGCCGCACCUCCCCCCCGUACAGAGCCGCACCUUCGCCGAGAACGGCGCCCCCCCUCUGUUGCAGAGGAGUGCCGUCGGUGCCGACAUGCCCCUCCUCACCCCCGAGCUUGCGGGGGAGGAGCGCUUUGGCCCCCUCCCUCCCGUCCUCACCCAGGAGAUGCCCUCCCUCACCCUGGCUGUCAGCAGCGGGCAGGCAGAGGUGAAAACCUCCACAGUACUGGGCUGUCUACCCGCGCCCGUACUUCAGCGUGAAACGCCUGUCCCCUCACCGCUCUCGCCUCGGACGCCAACCGCCGAGUUUGGAGAGGUGGCACAAACGUCGACGGUGAAGGAGUUCCUUCAGCUUAACCACCACUGGCACCCGAGUCCUACUCAGGAGGGUUCCCAUACCGAACAUAUGGCUACUAACUCCACCGCCGACCCCCGGCCCCAAACGCCUGCUGGCAACCUCCAGGAAACACUACUUGCCUCGCAAACAGACUUUGAAAUGCCCCACAGCCAGUCUGAAAAUCGGACUCCUGCUGAGGCCAAUAUGAGAGGUGGCCUAUCAAGCUUUGAGGCUGCACCAGUAGCACAGCAGCUAAGUCUAUCUUCCAGACCCUCACUCAUUGACACCUCAGGCUCUCACUUGACCAGUAGUUCCAGUCACAAUGUCAUUACUCACACUGGGCUAAGCAUUAACACCAGCAACUACAAUAAUAACGCCAUACUAGAUCAUCUUCAUGAUGAUGAGGCUCUUCAGCAUCACAACAUGGAUGCCCAUUGUAGUUCUCAAAGUCUCUUUCUGGAGCCCAAACCAUUCUCCAGUGGCAUCUGGAAGAACCUCAACUCCCAGAGUCCCGCGGUGCUCAUUGAGAGCCUUCACCCCGAACUGCCGGCGGACUUCACCCACGACUCCCUCCCUUACACCAUGUGGACUGAACCGCAGUGCAAAGAGGUCACGGACCUUGACGAGCCCAACCCCAACCAGCACCAGCAGGACAACCAGGAAGGGGAUGGGCCGCUCACCUGGGCCCAGCUGGAGUCCACCUCCCUGGGCUCGGCCGGGGCUGUGGAGCCCCUAGGGCUGUGUGGAGACUUUGAACUCCAGAGAGGGGAGGUUGAGGCGGUCAAAGCCCUGGCACUGUGCAGGGAGCUGGGGGUGGAGAGGGAGGCCGACGGGGGUCCAGACCCGGGGCCUCCAGUACUACCCCUGGAGGAAAGGAGGGAUGGGGAGGACGUUUCUGACAUGGAGGAGGCUGAGUCUGAGGAGGAGGAAGAGGAGCAGAGCAGUGCAAGGGAGGAGAGUAGCAGUGACUCGUCUUCUUCAGAGGAAAAUGAAACGAGUGACUAUGGGUGUGGAGACGCUGGGCUGGAACCUGGGGAAGUUUGUCCUUACCCUCCUCCAUUGGUGAAGAGGAGCGGGAAGAGCCGGCGCCACCCUCUCAGGAAGCCCACUGCCCGAGCUGUGCCCACCGCCGUCAAGCAGCAGGCCACCAGCGAUGAUGAACCCCCUGAGGCCAUCCUGGCAGAGGGAGAUGAACAGGAAGUCGAGCCAUGGGCUAAGCCCCUCCUCUUCCUGUGGCAAAACAGAAAGGGCUACUUCACAGCAGAGAGGGAGUACAACGCCAUGGCAGCCGCCAUGCAGCCCUACUGUGCCGUCUGCACGUUGUUCAUGCCCUACUACCAGCCUGAGGAGCGAGCGGAGGACAGCAAGUCCAGCAGCUCUGGCCCUCUGGAGAGUCUGGACUUGGGCGGAGGCAGAUCAGAAAGCGGGGUCCCCGGGGGCCUUCUGAGGAGGACCAAGCCUCUGAUCCCAGAGAUCUGCUUCUCGUACCGGGAGCAGAGCGGACCCCCCACCCCCACCAACCCCCUCCUGCAAGAAGACGGCACCUGCCCCCUGCUCACCUGCCAGAGCUGCUGUCUGCAGGUCCACGCAAGCUGCUACGGCGUCGCCGCGGACGACAUCGCCGAGGAGUGGUCGUGCGACCGGUGUAUGGAGGGAAGCUUCACAGCGGACUGCAGUUUGUGCAACCUAAGAGGUGGAGCCCUUAAGAAAACCACAGAUGACAAGUGGGCCCAUGUGCUGUGUGCGGUAGCUUUGCCGGAGGUGCGUUUCAGUGAUGAAGCCAGGAGGAGUCCCAUAGACACCAGCAGGAUCCCUAUGCAGAGAUACAAACUGAAGUGCAUCUACUGCCGGAAGCGUUGUUGGGGGAAGCGGCAGGUGGGGGCGUGCAUCCAGUGCUCGUGUGGCCGCUGCCCCACCUCCUUCCACGCCACCUGCGCCCACGCCGCCGGCGUCACCAUGGAACCUGACGAUUGGCCCUACGUGGUGUCAAUCACAUGCCAUAGGCACCAAUCGCGGAACUCUCUGGCGAAGCAGCCGGCUUGCCAGAAAGACAUCACACUGGGCCAGACGGUGAUCUCCAAACACAAGAACCUCCGUUACUACAGCUCCAAGGUCACGCAGGUCACCUCCCAGACCUUCUACGAGGUCAUGUUCGACGACGGUUCCUUCAGCAACGACACCUUCCCUGAAGACAUAGUGAGCAGAGACUGUGCUCUACUGGGUCCUCCUGAAGUAGGGGAGGUGGUUCAGGUCAAGUGGCCAGACGGGCUGUUCUACGGAGCCAAAUACAUGGGCUCCAACAUCUCCCACAUGUACCAGGUGGAGUUUGAAGAUGGGUCCCAGGUGGUGGCCAAGAGAGAGGAUGUCUACACUCUGGACGAAGAUCUGCCCAAAAAGGUGAAGGGGAGACUCUCCACGGCCUCCAGCAUGCGUUUCCAGGAUGCCUUCUUCACCUCCCAGGGAGAGAGGAAGAGGCAGAGGACCCCCAACUCACGCUUCCAGAAAGACUAUGUGGCCCUCCCAGGCCUCCGUACUUCUACCAAGAGCACAUGGGAACCACGAGGCAGCCCCAAAGGGAAAUGAAGUCAGGCAUGAGGAGAGAGACCCAGAAGAGGAGUACACUGAAGUGAAUGUCAAGUGAUUGUUGAGGGUGUUGUAGUGUGUGUGCCUCUGUGUGAAUGUGAAAGAAAGGGGGCUAGGUUGUUGGAGACCAACUGUGGUUGGACGAUGUUCUGAAGGGUGGCGGAACAGAGUGCAUCGUGGGUAGUGGUUUGCCUAGCGUUUCCGAUCUGUCAGGGAAAUCAAACAACAAAACAAACUUAUAUUUGUCACAUCUUUUUUGAAAUAAACGACAAAAACUAAAGUUUUUCCUUUGUAAAAUAUAAAAAACGAAACAAGAUUUUUUCUAAAUGCCCUACAUACAGUAGCUUUUGGGGAUCUAUCCCCUGUUCUUAUUUUGGAUAUUAAUGCACUUUUUGCUUGUUCGAUCAUUUUUUGUUGUUCUGAGCCUACUCCCUUCCCUGCAUGUUCUUAUUGUCUGAUUCUGCUUUUGGGCAGAGUCUCAAUAGUCUACAGCAAUUUCCUUUUCUCGCCUCUUCCUCUCUUAAUACUUACCUAAAAGUACAUUAUUUCCUUGAGUUCAACCGUUUGAUUUAACCCAUUUUAUCAUGACAUUGGGUUAUAUAAAUCUAUGGCCCUGAACUGGCUUGGUUAGUACAUUAUGAAGCACAGGAGACAAAAGAAUGAGAUGAAUCCAUGUUAGACUAUUGGGAUGUGACCAUCCCACCCUCUGUGAAAACACACUACUUAUAAACUGUCACUGUUGAAUGACAUGCUUUGUCAAAUUAUUUAAGUUAAUAUUUGUAUUUAUUUUUGGCUUGCUAUAAUGUAUUGCUACUGUAACUGCUGUAAGCAAGAGAAAACAAUAAAACAUCCAUGUUGGCUUUUUUAAGACCCCA